AAAAGGAAGCUGAAAUCUGGGAGGCGUCCAGUACAAUACUCCCUCUCCCUCUCCCUUCCCCCUGCAUGUCCCGUUGUCCGAGAUCGUGGAACCAGCGGCAGACCGAUAGGGACCAGCAAUCAGAGUUAACGUCGCAAGAUGCGCGCUGUGUGGGUUCUCGCUGGGAUCUUGGUGUCGCUCGGAGCGGCGCUGGCCGGGCUGGAGCAACAGAGAGACGACACAAACUGGUGUGAACACGACAAGGCAGUCUACAGACGGCUGGAUAUUAUAGAGACGAGCAUAGACCAAACAGUGAGCCACUUGGAGGCUGAAGUGUCCGACCUGCUCAGUUUGAUGGAGGCCUCAACCAUUUCUCUGCCGUCGGGAUCUCCAACCAUUGACAUUUUUGAAAGCGGAGUGUGAAUUUAUGGGUUUGGUUUGAACAGCAUCCUGCCUAUCUUCAUGGUGCAAAAUUCUACAUCAAAGCGAAAAUGGAUCAACCACAAAAAAUGCUACAUCAAUAACAGAAAAUAUCAUUAAAUAUAUUACAUCAACAACACAAUACUACAGCAAGAAUAUGUCUGGAGAAAUACUCGCAAGCAUACGCCUUUUAUUAAUUACAAUUGUUUGUCGUUGUCAGUGGAUGUUCUGUGCUGCUCCACAAACCUGCUGAACUAGAAUUACUAUAUUAACAGCAGUCGAGCCUCCAAGAUUCUGCCAUAAAGUGACCCAAGACUUACCUGG
This is a messenger RNA of Amblyraja radiata (thorny skate), 723 nucleotides long. Its product is annotated as placenta-specific protein 9-like. The transcript has 4 exons. The record is from RefSeq and is a predicted model, not a curated record. NCBI's taxonomy places the organism in Eukaryota, Metazoa, Chordata, Chondrichthyes, Rajiformes, Rajidae. Bases 139 to 402 code for a protein of 87 amino acids.